AUUAUAGUUUUAAGUUGUAACACAAAAUUUAAAGUACCAAUUACAAACACAAAAGUGUUAAUCCUUAAAAGUAAGUAUGCAUGUAUAUAUCUAUAUACCUAGUGGGGAAAGAAAUGCAUGGGAGAGUGGGUACGUUCAGAGCCAAUAUAAUGACGUUCCUUUUCUCUACUCCAUUCAGUGAGAAUAUUGAAGCAAGAGCCAGUAAGCGUGGUUAAUAUUUUAAUAUUUUAAAAUAUUUAUUAUUAUAACCACAUGAAUAAAUUAAAAUUUAACAAUUAAAAUAUCAACAAUUAUUAAUCUUACUUACAGUCAUUAAGUGAAGUGUUUUAUUUUAUACGUGAGAAUAAUAGUUAUUGUUGAAAAAUAAAUAAAGAGCCAUCAAUAAUGUCCAGUGGUGUAAUGUCUAGAAUGGAAACUUUUACUCCAAGAUUGUGUUUAAAGGCAGUGGAUCAGUAUGAAACAAUAUUACAGAGCCGAUUAUCUAAGUCCACAAAAAGCCCACGGAAUCAGCAAAGAGUAAAAAAUGAGUCUUCAAAUACUUCAAUAGGCAGGAGCUAUUCUGUGUUUCGGCAAUGGAAAAAAAAUGACCGUGAUAGUAAAUGCAACAUGGACGUGAGCUAUAUUGAUGAUACUAAAACAAAUUCUUUGUCUUCUUCGUUGCCUAAUGUUAAUUACUCACAAAUGGAACACUUUCCACUUGUUAUGUCAGAUGCUACUAUGCUCGAAGAAGAUAAUUCGCUUAAAUUUUUAGCUUUGAAUGCUCUUGAUUUGAUCGCACCAGCAAGCGAUAUUUUAUUAAAAAACCGGCUAAAGUCAUGGUUUCAACUGUCGGGUCAUCCUGAUGGACUGGCACCAGCGGGCCCUGGAACUGUAUGGAAACGUCGAACCGGUGGAACUGAAAAUACAGAACGUGCAGUUUAUGAAGAAUUAUCAAAAGAUGCUCUAAUACGAGAUUUUAUACCAAAGUACUACAGAGAAGUAGAAUACAAAGGCGACACAUUUAUUGAACUUCAAGAUUUGCUUUUUGGUUUUACUGAUCCUUCUGUAAUUGACAUUAAACUUGGUACUCGGACUUUUCUAGAAUCGGAAGUAUCAAAUAAUGUUGCAAGAACUGAUUUGUAUAAAAAAAUGAUAAGUGUUGAUCCAAAUGCGCCAACUAAUUUUGAACAUGAAAACCAAGCAGUAACUAAACUCAGAUACAUGCAGUUUAGAGAGCAACAGAGUUCUACUUGUAGUCAUGGAUUUAGAAUUGAAGCUAUGAAAUUACCUGGAGCACCGCCAAUUACAAAUCUUAAAAAAAUAAAAGAACAUGUAGCUGUUGUAGAAACAUUGAAGCUUUUUUUGGGAAGAUAUAGUAUUACUUAUGAAAAGUUACUAGAACAGCUAAAAGAUAUGAGGUCACGAAUCGAAGCUUCUUCUUACUUUAAUACACAUGAGGUUAUUGGAAGCAGUAUUUUUAUUAUUUAUGACGAAAAAAAAAUAGGAGUAUGGUUAAUUGAUUUUGCCAAAACAUACAAAGUGCCUAAUGGAAAGGAGCUGUCUCAUCGAAAACCCUGGAAGGAAGGAAAUCAUGAAGAAGGUUUUCUUCUGGGAAUUGAUAAUCUUAUAUCUACAAUUGAAGAAAUUAAAAUAACUUUAUGAGACUUGAAAUAAUAUUGAUAUAAAAUAUUUCUCAAUAUUAACAUGAAGACUUUAUGAAUAAUUUUUAAACAAUGUAAUUUUUAAUAUUUUAUUUAUUAUCUUUUGUAUUUUAAUACGUAAAUAUUUAUUAGCUGAAUUCAAUUUAUCAGUAGUGUCUUUGAAAAUUAGAAUGUAAUUUUCAAAAUACAUGCAUCUAUAUUUAUUAAUAGGCUAUUUGUUUUUUUUUUCUUUUUUAUCAUGCAUUGAUAUUACAAAAUUAUUUAAGAUUAGAUAAUGUACAAACUUGUUCAAUGCUAAAAAUAUAAAAAAAGAAUAUUUCAAACCAAA
Messenger RNA from Cotesia glomerata, 1968 nucleotides. It is a transcript of the gene IP3K1, whose product is annotated as inositol-trisphosphate 3-kinase homolog. The transcript has 4 exons. Gene Ontology annotation, biological process: inositol phosphate biosynthetic process. Gene Ontology annotation, molecular function: inositol tetrakisphosphate kinase activity; inositol-1,4,5-trisphosphate 3-kinase activity. The record is from RefSeq and is a predicted model, not a curated record. The coding region runs from base 385 to 1641 and encodes 418 amino acids. Gene Ontology annotation, cellular component: nucleus; cytoplasm. Lineage: Eukaryota; Metazoa; Arthropoda; Insecta; Hymenoptera; Braconidae.